AUGACUUCUUUCGGUGGAAAAGUAGAUGAUUAUGUUAAUACUGGGUCCACGCCAUACGUGUUUAAGGUUGAGGGCCACGUUUAUCAUUCGUUGGGUUCAUUGUGCUCCACAGAUAAUGAACCACCAAGAUUUCUGCAAAUUUAUAUCUAUGAUACUGAUAACGAAAUUAUGAACAGGCUUCAAUUCUUUGAUGGGAUUACAUGUUCACGGUUAAGUGUUGAUGUUGUUUCUACAAUUCUUACAGCCCUUGAGGGAUGUAAUAAAUUGGUGAGGCUUUUCAGAAAUGCUAGAGAUUUUACUCUUUCGUCUAACUUGCCUUCAUUUACAAUUCGUUUAUAUGACAUUGUUAUUCGGCACAAGGCUACUGGUCCUCAACGAAUAAGCAAUCUUCAUCCGUUAUACAUGGCUUUGCAAUAUCCUUUGUUGUUUAUUUAUGGUGAAAGUGGUUGGUCCCGUGACUUACGACUUUCUGGUGUUUCUGGAAAAGAGGACAAAAAUAUUUCUAUGAAUAUGUUCUAUAGUUAUCAACUUCAUGAUCGUCUUAACAUCUACACAUUGCUGCUGCGAGGAGGUCGUCUAUUCCAGCAAUAUCUGGUUGACGCCUACGUGUGUAUAGAGCAGAAUAAGCUAGAAUAUUACAGAUGUAAUCAAAGUUCUCUAAGAAGUGACGUGUUGAAAGGCAUACAUGAUGCUAUUCGUCGUGGUGAUACUGAGGGACGUGAUAUAGGAAAACGUACUAUUCGACCUUCAUUAUUUACGGGGGGUCCACGAUACAUGUACAAGCAUUAUCAGGAUGCGUUAGCGAUUUGUAGAGUACAUGGAAACCCUCAAUACUUCAUCACUUUUACAUGCAACGUUAACUGGCCUGAAAUUCGUAGAUAUUUAACUAAGUAUCCAGUACUUCAAGCGCAAGACCAUCCCGAUAUCAUAGCUCGUGUUUUCCAUAUGAAAGUUGCCUCAACUGUCAACUUUCUUCGUAAUAACAGGCCAUUUGGGAAAGUAUAUUUCGGCAAAAAUUCCAGAUCCUGUAAGGACCCGGAUCUGCAUAGGAUUGUUACCGACUUCAUAAUACAUGGACCAUGCGGUACUGUUAGACCCAACGCGCCAUGUAUGUCAUUCGGUCCUUCUUUUGGUGAUACAGAAGGUGACACUACGUUUGAAAUCGACAAGAUUAAGAACUAUGUUGAUGGAAGAUUCAUAUGUCCACAUGAGUCAGCUGAAGAAUUCUUGAUUUCCACAUUCAUCAAUGGAAUCCUGCAGUACAGGGAAAAUAGGGACAAUGAGAAAUUAGAAAACAUUGUUAGAAACCCGUUAUCAAGGCGUACUACAUUAACAGAAUGGCUUUACAACAAUUGCAAUGAUGAGAGUGGACGACAUCUGAAUUACGUAGACUUUUUAUCAGAGUAUAGAUGGGAUGCCUCAAGUAAGAGAUGGAUACGUAGAAUAACAAAUAGAACACCGGCGAUUGGGAGACUUAUCUACGUACAUCCAGCAUGUGGUGAAACUUUCUACCUGCGUUUAUUGCUGUCACACAAGAAAGGUUGUCGAUCCUUCGAGGACAUUCGUACAGUUUCUGGAGAGGUGUCAAACCCUAAACAAUUGUGGGACAUGCAUUGGCAAAGAAUGGCUGAUGACGUUGUGCAUAAACAUCAUCUCUUAAACGAUGAUGAUAAGAUGAAACAUGUUUUGUAUGAGCUUGAACUAUUAUUACACACUGGAUCGUCUUCCUCUUUGUCAGAGUUAGGGUUGCCAAUGCCAAAUCCAAUAGUUGUUGCAUCAGUGACAAAUAGACUACUCAUGGAAGAAAGAAAUUAUGACAAGCAACAACUUGCAAUCGAACAUAUGUCAUCACGGUCUGAUCUCAAUCCACAACAAAAGAGCAUAUACGAUUAUGUUUUGUCUACAUUAGAAUGA
This is a messenger RNA of Helianthus annuus (common sunflower), 1914 nucleotides long. RefSeq lists its product as uncharacterized. The coding region runs from base 1 to 1914 and encodes 637 amino acids. Lineage: Eukaryota; Viridiplantae; Streptophyta; Magnoliopsida; Asterales; Asteraceae. The transcript is spliced from 6 exons. The record is from RefSeq and is a predicted model, not a curated record.